Messenger RNA from Elephantulus edwardii (Cape elephant shrew), 780 nucleotides. RefSeq names its product spermatogenesis associated 17 (gene SPATA17). Lineage: Eukaryota; Metazoa; Chordata; Mammalia; Macroscelidea; Macroscelididae. Gene Ontology annotation, biological process: mitotic cell cycle; spindle organization; establishment of meiotic spindle localization. The record is from RefSeq and is a predicted model, not a curated record. Gene Ontology annotation, cellular component: spindle pole. The transcript has 6 exons. The coding region runs from base 1 to 780 and encodes 259 amino acids.
AUGAGGAAGCCUCAUUACUUUAGGCAAGUUGUCAUGCGUAGCCAGUCCGUGGGAAAGGAUCUCAUGCCAGGAAAUGUGGAAGAAAUAUUGCUGCAUCCUCAGACUGAGAAACUGGCUCGUCCUAUGGGAAAUGGGAACCAUAACAUCAAGGUUAAGUCUUUGGGAUUAUUUUAUCCCAACAAAUGGAAAGAUCAGAUUCAGAGAAGAUGGAGAGGAUAUAGGAUUCGGAAAUACUGCUUCAGUUAUUAUUAUCUGAAAGAGUAUUUGAGAACUGUUACAAAGGCCAAUGAUGAAAUGAGGGAGAGACUGGAAGAGUUUGCAGAGAUGAAAGAAAGAGAAGAGAAGAAAGAGAUCCUGGAAAGGGAAAAGAAGGAAAGAGAUUAUCAAGCUCGAAAAACGCAUUACCUCCUCAGCACCAAGCAGAUCCCUGGAAUAUAUAAUUCGCCAUUCAGAAAAGAGCCUGACCCAUGGGAGUUGCUGUUACAAGAGGCAAAGCCUUUAAGCCACAAAAGACCUGCAGCAGCGCAGAAGCACACCAUAGACCUUGACAACUGGAUAGCUUGCACAAGUGCUCGCUCUUUCCCUCGGUCUGACGUUCUGCCACCCAUUCAUGGGAAGAAAUAUCAGGGGCCCUUCCGUGAUAUGGCUGAAGUAUCGCAGCAACGCUACAAGCCUUUGGAGCCAACCUUGCGGGUGGCAGAACCAAUCGAUGAGUUAAAGAAGGCCCAAGAGGCAUUCAAAAGAGAGCAAUGGAUACACAAUGUAAAUGAUAAGAAGUGA